Messenger RNA from Cryptomeria japonica (Japanese cedar), 753 nucleotides. RefSeq lists its product as uncharacterized. Lineage: Eukaryota; Viridiplantae; Streptophyta; Pinopsida; Cupressales; Cupressaceae. The record is from RefSeq and is a predicted model, not a curated record. The coding region runs from base 149 to 541 and encodes 130 amino acids. The transcript is spliced from 3 exons.
CGAGCAAAUUAAUGGUCCAUUUUCUCAUGUAUCAUGUUGUAAUCUUAAAAUUGCUAGUUGGGAACUAGACCUCUUCCAAAUACAGAGGAAUACCAAUCCAAUUUUAGUCCUCCCCCUUGAGGUGUCGUAAAAGGCUAGACUGGUAGCCAUGGCAGCCAAAGCAGAAGAUGCAAAUGCGCACCUAUUUCAAUUUCUCAGUGAUCUCAUCGAUCGGGUAGAGGCUGAAAGUAAUCAACCAGAGACUGAAUUGAGGUCAAAAAUUAAGGCUCUUGUUCUGGAAACUACCAAAGUGCCUUCAACACCGUCAAAGCAACCAGAUGAGGUUGAAAUAGCAAAAGAAUUGGACAAGAUAUCAGCUAAAUUAGAUUCUGUUGAUGAACUGUUAUCAUCAUCAUCUGAAGCAGAUCGUGAGGUGCAGAGCCUUUUAAGUGGAACUGCAGAUUUAUGGAUGCCUGUCAUCACUGCUACUGCCGAUGAACGCAGAGCAUUAGCAGCUUCUGUUGUUGCUGAGGAACAUGACAUUAUUAAGAAGCAGUCUUAAGUGCGAAGGUACAUCUGUAAUUUCUAUCUGGAAAUCACAAGAUUUAUUUUAUAAUGUAUCACCUGUCUUUAUUUAAAACUUAAAUGGGUUUUACCUACUCAGUGUGGCUAUGCCUUAUACCUUUGGAAACUGAAUAACAAUUGGUGCGUCUAGUUUGAUAGAAUGAAAUUGUAUUCUUUUGUAGAUAGAAUAAAUUUCACAAUUUUUCCUUA